Molecule: messenger RNA, 8459 nt
Organism: Chlamydomonas reinhardtii
Lineage: Eukaryota; Viridiplantae; Chlorophyta; Chlorophyceae; Chlamydomonadales; Chlamydomonadaceae
Exons: 10
Coding region: 238-7383 (2381 amino acids)
Source: RefSeq, a predicted model, not a curated record
CGUCUAGCGCAGCAGCAGCAGCAGCAGCAGCAGCAGGACGCCAGCCCUCCUCCGCAGGGCGGUUCAAGCAGCGGGCAGGAGGGGGCGCUGCCUGCUCUGCUGGCAAACCGUGCACCCUUCAUGUCAGCGGGCGGCCUUUCACUACUACUAAACAGCAAGUUCAGCACGGUGCAGCAAGUGGCCGCUUACAGCAUUAUGGUGGCCAUGAUGCGCAAUGCAGCCACCUUCGCGGCCGUCAUGUCAACCACAAGCAGUGACGGACCCUCGCGCACCGAGCAUCUGGACCCGGCUAAUGAGGGCAGGUGGAUUGCAGCUGGCUUUCAUCCCAACGACACAGCACAAUUCCUACUUGCAACACGGGAAUCGGUUGCCUCGAGCAACACCGCUAUCGACAUACGCGCGUUGUACGGACGUCAGCACCUGAGGGCCUCCUCCCUUACCGCGAUCAUGAUUGCAAACCACACCAUUCCGCUUGCUGUGGUUGUGCGGGCCUCGCGCUCGCUCAUGGAUCAGAUCUUUACUCCGGCGGCCAUGCCAGUCGCCCUCGCCUCGUACCGGGCAUCUAUCCGGUACAUCAACACGUCUGCGGCAGCCCCGCCGGCGCCGGCCAGCAUUAGCGCGGAAACGGGCUCGGCGGCACAGCGAGAGUCGAUGCAGGACGUCGCUGUGGGCGUGGCGGUGGCGUGUGUGGUGACGCUGCUGGCGCUGGGCACGUACACGUGGUGGUGGACGGCGCGACGGCGGCGGCGAGGGCCGCGGGAUGGUGGCGGCCGCAUCCUCGCUCCGGGCGUGGGCGAGGACACCAGUCUGGUCGUGACGGACAUCAUGGACAGCACACGUCUGUGGGAGGAGCUGCCCUCCGCGGUGAUGGAUGUGGCGCUGCAGCUGCACCACAGCUGCAUCCGCCGAGUCAGCACUGCGUGCAGCGGCUACGAGUCAGCCACAGAGGGCGACAGCUUCAUUCUGGCGUUCCACACACCGCAGGCCGCGGUGUUGUUCUGCCUGGCGGCUCAGGACGAGCUCGUUGGCCUGGCUUGGCCGCCCGAACUGCUGCAGGAUGAGACGUGCAAGCCGCUGUGGGUGCGAAGCGCACCGUUGCAGCAGCAGCAACCGGAGCUGCCCAUUUCAGCUGGUGCUGUCGGCGCAGCCGUCACGAGCACCGCAGUGCGCUCAUCCGGCGGCCUCGCCCCUGCUACAGCUCGUCAGGUCUUAAACCCGCUCUCCAGGACGUUUAGGCGGCAGGCUCUACCAGGAGCAGGUUCUUCGGUCCGACUGCCCACGGGGACCAGUGCACGCUCAGCUACUGGCGGAGGCGGCGUCACGGCAGACAGCAUUCACGACGUGAUGCUAUCUGCCGGCUCCGCCUUUAGCGAGGGCUACCCGCUCGGGCCACCAGACAGCCGGACCGCUGCUGGUGCAGGCACGCAAAGUGGGGGCUCGGAUGCUGAGCUGGAACUGGCGCAGACGACGGCCGCGGCCCCAGAUGAUGGCAUGGCAACGCGGUCGUCAGGGACGGGGAUGCUCAUCGGGGCUCGUGUCAGCAGAGGAGGGGCGGAAGGGGCAGCAGGCGAGCGCACCCAAUCUGAUCGAAAGUUUAUUGACUUGCGCUUGGUAGGGCGCGGCGGUGGCGCGCUGUCACGCAGCUUUGCUGCGGUGAAGCGCCACGGUACGGCUCUGUCACGGCUGGCAACUGGCGUGCUACGCGGCGUGGGCGGCGGCAGCGCAACAACAGACACUGCUGGCGGGGCGGCUGGCGGCACGGGCGGUGAGUUGUGGGCCUUCAUGCACUUCCGGAUGCCGCCCAGCAUCAUCCCCAGCAGGGCUUCAGCAGCAGCAGCGGCGACCGCUGAGGCAGCGGGUGACAGCGCUGCUGCUGCCAGGUAUUCUGGCGAGCGGCAGCGGCAGCCGCAGCUGCCUUCCAGGCUAGAGCAACUGGCAUUUGGAUCUGGGGAUGGCAGUGGCGGAAGCGGUAGAGAGGGCGCUUAUUACGAAGGCGCUGGCCGCGGAAGGUCGCGUGCAAUGCUCCAAAUUGGGGGCGGCGGCACCAGCGGCAGUGACGUAGACGGCGCGGCUGGCGUGGGGCCGGCACUGUCUCCUUCGCCCACUGGAGCUGUAAGCGCGCUGGCGGGCUUCGCGAGCGGCCAGCAGCCGUCACCCGCAGCAGUACAUGGCGCUGCGGCCGCCUCUUCCUGCAGCACCGGCGCGGACGUAGCGGGGCCGUCCUCAGCUGUGCAUGCACAGCACUUCACUCCUGCAUCUCCUGCUGCCAUCAGCCCGUUCCGGUCUUUGUCCCAGGGCUAUGGGCGCCAGCAGCCUAUGAGCGGCGGCAGCAGCAGGCGCCGCGGCUUCCGGGCACUGAGCCCCCUGGCUCCUGCAUCGGCGGGCCUUGUCGGUGUAGGGGCAGCGCAAGCCAGUGCCAGUGCCGGCACUGCCGCAAGAGCACUGCUGCUGAGCGGUCGCGGCACGACCAGUGUCGACUUGGGCUGCUGGGGUCCUGGCGGCGGCGACGCAGCGCACCAGGCGCUCCCCGUCGGGCCAAUCGCCGCCGCCGCUCUCGCAGCCGCGGCACCGGUCGCCCCUGCCAUGUGUGGUGACUCGACUGGCGACGCUGCUGGGUUCAUGACCAGUCGUGGUCAGCCAGCGCUGGUGGACGAUGAGGCGCCGACCGCAGCGGCCCUGGAUGCGUUUAUGCUCCCGCUGCCCUCAGCGGCUCUCUUUGAGGACCACACGGCUGGCGCUUCUGGCGCCCUAAGCAGUCGGAUGGCAGUCGGGACUCUUGACAUGAGCACAGCCCAUAGCGUCCGCGUCAGUCGCAUGGAGGGUGCUGGUGCAGACCGUGCCGGCUCAGAUCAAGCGCUACCGGUGCUGUCCGGCAGCCACCUGAACCCAAAGAGCAGUCAGGGCUAUCUGCAGCCACACGCAACCCUUGUCGUAGCGCCUGCGACUGCAGGAGCUGCAACGGGCGUCGCAGACUGUGUUGAGGCAGGUGACAGGAGCUACAGGAGUGGGAGCGGGCAAGGCGGCCGGCCCGCUUCUGCUGCUGACAUCAGCAGCUCUUUGCGGUCGCGCCCAGGAUUGCUGCGUUUCGUGAGCAAGAUAGCGUCCCGGCCUGCAACUAGCGUCCAGACCCUGGGUCUUCCUGCGGCAGGUGUGGCUACCUCAGCUGCCGCAGCAGGGACACCUUCCGGCGCUCGACCGCUGUCCACGCGAAGAGGCGCCUUGCAGCGCGCCUCGAGAGGCACCAGUGGCAGUACAGGCGAUGCUGUUGGCUCUGUCGGUGCAGGGCGGCGGGGCGCUGACGGCGGGACAGCAGCAUCCGCUGUGAUGGGUGUCGUCGGCAGCAGCGGUAUCGGUGCGCUGCUUCGGCAGCGGUUCCUGUUCACUGUUGACGGGUGGGAGGCGCGGAAGGUCGCCGACGCUGGCCGCAGCCCUGAAACCUCUGCCCACGCGGGCACAGGGCAAGUCGUGCUGCCAUCGCCAGAAGACAGGAGGCCGCCACGAACGUCGAUGAGCGCGGAUGAAGCAGCUUUGCAGCAGCGCCUGGCCCAAGCGGCCGUUGAUGAUCUUGACGGUGCUCCUGAUGUGUCAGCACCACACAGUACUGCUACCGGUGCAGCGGUGGCACCAAGCACCGGCGGGAUGCGUCCCUCUGCUCUCGUCGGCUCGUGGAGCCCGCGUUUGGCAGCAGCAGAUCGGUCUGUGUCGUUCAGCACGGCAGCCACGGGCCAGGCAGCUAUGGUUGCAUCGCCUGGCGGCAGAUCCUACGGGCACGGCGCAACCGGAUCGGCUGCGUCUGCGCAACUGCGUGUGCUUCUCAUGUCGGGCCUGCGUGUCAGGAUGGGCGUCGCGAGCGGCGUGCGUUUGGAGUCUGACAUCACACUCAACCGCGCCUCCCAGCGCAUCACCUACGCGGGCCGCACCAUGGCCAUCGCAAAAGCCAUAUCGGGCGCAGCAGCGGGCGGAAUGGUGCUUGUCUCGGCGGAGGCACACGCGCUGCUGACAGGCACAGCCCCUGGCGAAGCGCUUGGACCCGCCGGUAGCACGAGCGCCGCAGCUGCAGCUGGCGUAGGUGCCGCCGGCGUCCUGCUGCGGCCCGGCAGCAGUUUAAGCAGCAGCCGGACCAGCUUCAAUGUGACCUCGCAGCGUGCGCUAUUUUGGUCCGCGGGCACUUACCACCUGCUUGAGAGCCACGGCAGCGGCAACGCUGGCGGUGAAGGCGGCGGCAGCGGCGGGGAGCGUUCCCAGCCCCCGCUGGACUUGUACCUAGUGGCGUCACCGACACAGGUGCCGCGCUGGGCAGCACUGCCGCUGCCGGCCGCUGGCAAGCCCCCUGCCAGCUGCGUCGCGGCGGGCGUGCUUGCGGCGCCGGUAGGGCAACUGGCGGUGGCGGUGGUGGCGGUCUCAGGCGCCGCCGCCAUCGCGGCGUCCAGCUUUGGGGUGUGGCGGCAGAGUGCGACGCUGCUUUGGCGGGAGGCAGCGCGGCUGGCGUUGGCGCACAGCGGUUUCCUCGCCACGACACGAUCAGCGGUGGUGGCAGCCGCGGGCUGUGAUGCGGGCCCCACAGCAGUGGGUCUAAAAGCUGCCGGGGCUGGGGGCAGCGGUCACACGGUCCUGCUCACAGCCGCAUUCCCGUCUGCGGUGGCGGCCAUGCGGUGGUCGGCUGCGCUGCUUGAGUGGGGUCUCCUGGCCCCGUGGCCGGCGGCGCUGCUGCUGCACGACUGUGCGGAAGAGAUCUGGCGAGAUACGCUGCCGGGGGCUGCGGCUGGCACAGCUGGGGCCGGGACCGUGACGGCUCAGGGCGGCUUCGGCGCCAGGGUGUGCGUCGCCGCAGAUGCUGCCGGUGCAGCGGCAGCCACGAUGCAGCCGCUGCCGCUGACUCUGGAGCCCGCAAGCCUGCAGUCGCAGGGCGCGCUUCUGUCAGGGUCAGCCGUACAUGUAGCGGCACUGCGGAUGGCAACCGGCCUGCCAUCCGCGCAGCGGUCUUCGUCAUCGGGACUGCCGCCGCAAGCGGUCGGUGGCGUCACGCACACCGCCCUGCCGCAUGCCGGGGCAGCGGGUGGCACCCCCUCGCAGCCGUCGCGCGCCUCAUUGCUUGGAGUGGCGGCGGCUUCCAGCGGCAUGCUCGCUGCGCCGCCGCUUGCGCUGCUCGUGGAGGGCGGCGCAGAUCAAGGAAGGAACGUGCUUAUGUCGGAGUCCGCACUGGAGCUCCCCCGCAACCUCCACGGGGUGCCGCCAAGCGACAAGAUCCGCCCAGCAAGUGGGCAUGUGGCACACGCGAGCAGCGGCAGUCACAGUCGGGGCGGUGCCCGGGUGCGCGGGCUGUGCUUAGAUGCUGUUGGCGGUGGGUCCACGCGGCCUGGCAGCAGCAACACCAGCACCGGCCACGCCACACCUCCAAGCCGCACCCACACGCCAAUGACCCAUGCGAUAGUGCCGCGUGGCCAGGCAGUUGAUCCCCUGCUCACAUCGUUGCCCGAACUGGACGGCGGCUGUGGUGCUAACAACGCCAGCAAAAGCAGCGGCUACGGGAGGCAGGGCACGAGCGAUGUCGGUACCGGCGGCUUUGGGAGCCACGUGCUGCCGCCAACCCCGGCCGAAUCCGUCGGCGGUGGCAGCGCUGCUGUGACAAUACCUGUCCCCGCAGCUUCAAACCCAGGGGAGCCCAUCCGCUCAAACGUGCACACAUCCCCCAGCGCCAGCACGCACCUGACCGCGGCGACCAGCUCCAGCGCGCACUGCAGCACCCACAGCAGCAGCGGCCAUGCAGGCGGCUCGGGGCGCACUGGCGGCGGCAGCGGCGGCCGUGUCAGCGGCUUCAGCGCUGCCGCGCACGGCCGGAUGCGGCCGCCGACAGUUCUCGAGGUUAGCCCGAGCCUCAUUCCGGCAGGCCUGGAGCACCAUUUCAUGGGCGGCGAUGUCAGCUCGGGCGCAGAGGGAGGCGUUGUGCCGCCACCGCGCAUGGUCCUAGCGGUGGGUCGCCCGCGGCAUGCCUACCCAGACGCCGGCUCGAGCGCUGCUGCGGCAAGUCCGGGCACGCAGAUGAGUGACCGGGGCCCCGGCCACCGGACGUCUGUCGGUACGCAGGAUCCGGCGGAUGGCUCGCGACGUGGCUCCCGCCCAAGUAACUUUCCGUCAGCUGCCCCACAUCCGGUAGGCUCAGCUGCAUGCGCGCUUGCAGAAUGUCCUGGUGACGUGGCGGCGCAUGAGGACGGUCGAGGCCAGACAGGAGUCGCAGUCCCGGACGCUGGAACGGACACAGCCACGGGAAAGCUUCUACGCCCCAGCCAGCUCCAGCCCCCAGCCGUUACCCGUGCUCCGGAUGAGGAGGGUCAGCCCACCACAUUGCUGGUGGGGGUGGAACGCGGCGAGCCACUGCAGCUGCCGGCGCAGUGGUCACCUGCAUCCUCAGUAGACAUCACACUGGCAGCGCAGCCGGUGCGCAGUAUCACUGCUGCUCCUGACUAUCCCACCAGCCAGUCGGAGCCGCAGUCACAGCAGCCAGCUGCCUGCGCUGACGCCAGCAGUGCCCAGCAGACCGCGGGUGGCGGUGAAGGAGGAGGCACGGGGGCCACGGACCAGUCGCAGGCAGAGGCGGGAUCGUACCGCCCGGGUGCGCUGAGGACCGUCACUCAGAGCGGGUGCAUCACCUCGGCUCACACAGUGGCUAGCACCCUGUCGUCCACGGCCGAUGGUGAGGGGCCUGGACUGCACGCAGCAGCAGCUACUGCCUCCGGCCCGGCCGCAUCACAGCCCACGCAGCCGCCGCAAUUGCCGCACCAUCCACAGCAGUCCAGCAUCCAGGGCAACAACAGCGUUGCAGCCACGGGUCCUCGCGCCGCAGUGCCAGCAGCGGUGGUCGACCUUGAUGGUCGGGGUCAAGUGGGUGAGAUCGGACUGCUGCCGCCGCCGCGGCCGAUGCGUACGAGCGCCAUCGGCUCAUUGCCGACCUGCAGCUCGGUGCAGGGCGGUGGGGGCUCGUCACAGGUUGGCUUUAACAAGGACAGCGAUGGCGGAGUCAUGCUAGCGUCGGAGUAUCUACCGUUCUUCCUGUGCAGGGGGCUGCGGCUGCGGUGCGGCGUGGACUACGGCGUGGUCACCGCAGACGUCAACUGUGUCACAGGCGUGGUACAGUACCGUGGGCCGAUCGCAGUUGCAGCGGCGGCCUUGGCGGCUCGGGCGCCCGUGUCCCAGGCCUUGGUCAGCAGCGCGGCCGCAACUGCCGCCUCUGCAGCGGUUGCGGCGGAGGCUGCGAUUCUGGCAGAGGACUCCAUAUCCAAGGCCCGUGUGCUGGCCUCCCCGGAAUCCGUGUACCUCGCCGGCAGACAGCCGGCGGUCAGCGCGCCCGCGGCGAGUCCGAGCCGGGGCGAAACCACGCCGGAGUAGGCGGCUGGCGCUGAUGGAGGCGCCGGCAGAAGCCCAGCAGCAGGCCCAUGUCGCCGCGUGGUGCAGUGUGCAGCUGCUGACCCAGGAGCGCUGGCGCCUCUGUGGGUGGUGUGUUAGCGUGGUUAGCGGGGCUGACCGGAGAGCGGAGAAGCGCAUUCGGCGACUGACGCCUAUGAGUAGAGUACACGGUCAAGGCAUUGGCGGGGCAUGGUCAAUAUGUUCGGGGUAAUGCAUGUAAAGCUGUGCUGUGUUCGUUGCAUUUCGUACAGCUGCCAUUCUUGGGACUUGAGGACUGCAGUGAAGUUGGUAAGGAGCUGGCCCUUGCAGGAGUGAUGGUUGCUGCAGCAUGCGGCGAACCUGUGCUGACAGGUGCUGCAUACGGAGUGGUGUUUGGUGUGAUGACGCUGCUUGUGGUAAACAAAGCUUAUUGUCAGAUUGCGGGCGUGUUUGCGUAUGCUGAAGCACGCCUCGAAGUACUUGAUUGUUACUACAUCUCGUAAUCUGCCAGGGCUCUUCAUGCCGCAUAUCCUCGUGACGGGCGUUGUCUAUUAUGUCUAGUCAGACGGACGGUUCGGCACAUGCGGUAUACAGAAUGCUCAUAGCAGUUGGUGCUUGAAUAGUGGUUUGGCCUUGGGCGACUGCGUACCGCAAGUUAUUGAACAAGGGCGUUGGGGCCUCCUCAUGCUGCUACUCAUGCUGCCUUUGCAGAACCGUAAUCCACGCUCUGUAUUCGUGCAUUGCCUCGCAAUUUAUACAUGUUCUUGUGUCUGCUAGGAGUAUUGUGAAAUCACGAACAGCAUAACGUGAGCCACGGAUAUCGGUACGAAGUUGCGCACCAACAACAACAGGGAUGUGCAUUGUGUAAUGGAGGUCGUUGGUCUGGGUGUGGCUUUAUCUGUCAAUAUUGUGUGGCCUGAUGCUAACGUAGCGCAAUGGAGGUGGACAGACAGGUGUCAAUGAAUGUAGUGGGAGAAGACGGAGGACCGUCAUCCUGUCCACUCAUGCUGGGAAGGAAGUGCACAGGCGGGUUCGGCGGGAUUUCAUCCCUGGGUGUAUUCACUGUAUCCCUUACGGAC